Anopheles merus is the source of this 549-nucleotide messenger RNA. RefSeq lists its product as uncharacterized. The coding region runs from base 235 to 549 and encodes 104 amino acids. The record is from RefSeq and is a predicted model, not a curated record. Lineage: Eukaryota; Metazoa; Arthropoda; Insecta; Diptera; Culicidae. The transcript has 3 exons.
CUAAAUAGUCCGUUACAUAAGAAAAUAGAAAAUCCUACCUCUUUUCUGUCUUAUAAAAACCCGCGCAAUUUUUGUUUGUGUCAAUACGAUUCGGGCAGUCGUUUCACUCGGUGUUGUUAUGCGUGCUCUGUACAGUUAUAAAUUUUGUGCAAUACUGUUAUAAUACAAGUGCAGAAUAAUACAAGUGUAUAUUUUAAAUAUUCAACGUGCCGUGAAUUUCACUCAAUCACGACAAUGUCGGCCAAAGACAAGCGCAAGUCAGGAUCCACGUAUAGAUCCAUAGAAGCCAAUAAUAAAAAGCUUGAUGCUGAAUUGUUUGGAGAGAGUAGUGAAGCUGGGCCAAGUAAUAUUCAGACAGCUACGUCAAAUGUAGAGUUCAGUGAACACCCGCAUUGUGAGAACCAUCCUUGUCCAUUUGAUGAAUACAUCUUGCAAGAAGAAUACGUCAGUCAUUUGAUUACUAUCGAUGCAUUCGACGAUAUGGAAGUAUAUGAAGAGGUCAACGAAGAUUACGAUGAAGCUGAGGAAACUAUACACAACGCCAUUUAA